Molecule: messenger RNA, 1507 nt
Organism: Notolabrus celidotus (New Zealand spotty)
Lineage: Eukaryota; Metazoa; Chordata; Actinopteri; Labriformes; Labridae
Gene: pgam1b
Product: phosphoglycerate mutase 1b
Exons: 4
Coding region: 256-1020 (254 amino acids)
Biological process (GO): glycolytic process
Molecular function (GO): intramolecular phosphotransferase activity
Source: RefSeq, a predicted model, not a curated record
UUGGUGGAAACCAGCAGGAAGAGAGCUCUGGUGGUGAAAUUUGUCAAGUUCGGACAGAGCAGCCAACUCUACAGACCUACUGCUCCCUCGGUCUGUGCAUCCAGAUCAAUAAAAAUACUGCGUACGCUCCUUUGCGGCCGUAUUUCUGAUUGCGGCAAAAUCCGGACGAAUCUGCGCACGUUUCUGUCGCACUUCAGGAAGACACACUCAGUUCAAGUUAUCCGGAAAUACAGCACAGAGGGCAUUGGUGUGAGGAUGGCUGCGUACAAGCUCGUCCUGAUCCGCCAUGGAGAGAGCUGCUGGAACCAGGAGAACCGUUUCUGCGGCUGGUUCGACGCAGACCUGAGUGAGACCGGGGAGCAGGAGGCGAGGAGAGGAGGACAGGCUCUGAAAGACGCUGGUUAUGAAUUCGAUAUUUGCUACACCUCAGUCCUCAAGAGGGCCAUCCGCACCCUGUGGUUUGUUCUGGACAGCAUCGACCAGAUGUGGCUGCCAGUCAACAGGACCUGGCGUCUCAACGAGCGUCACUACGGUGGCCUGACUGGACUGAACAAAGCUGAGACAGCAGCUAAACACGGAGAGGCACAGGUCAAGAUCUGGAGGCGCUCUUUUGACACUCCUCCCCCUCCCAUGGAAGAGGAGCAUGACUACUACCAGAACAUCAGCAAGGAUCGGCGUUAUUCCGACCUGACAGAGGACCAGCUGCCCAGCUGUGAAAGCCUCAAGGAUACGAUCGCCCGGGCUCUGCCUUUCUGGAACGAAGAGAUUGUUCCUCAGAUCAAAGAGGGAAAGAGGGUGCUGAUUGCUGCCCACGGAAAUAGUCUCAGAGGCAUCGUCAAGCACCUCGAGGGGAUGUCAGAGGAGGCCAUCAUGGAGCUGAACCUGCCCACAGGGAUCCCCAUUGUUUACGAACUGGACAAGAACCUGAAGCCUACAGGCCCCAUGCAGUUCUUGGGAGAUGAGGAGACCGUGAAGAAGGCCAUGGAAGCUGUGGCUGCUCAGGGCAAAGUCAAGAAAUAGACCCCACACACACAAAAACAUACACCUCCCAUCUCCCCUUUAUGGAUGAACCAUGCGCUGUUUAGUUCUCAACUCAUUUCAGGGCCGUUUACUGUUACAGUCAUCACAGGGUUGGGCACACAGACGCACCUUUAUUUUCUUAUUAUGCAGCUCUCACACACACAUAUGGUGUAGCCUUUGAUUUGAACGGUCUUAACUUAGUGACAUUCUGAAACAUUUGUCAUUAAACAACAGUUAUUUGCUGUGUUAUGAUUUUUAGCACUGACCAAAAUGCAAAAUUAGGGACCAGCCAAAAGGGGGCAAACAUAGCGAUUCCAAGUAUUCUUUCCUCUUAAAGAUCUGUGUGUAGGUGAAGCUCUGUGGGAAGAGUAAACCCUAUAAAGUGUAACACUGGCUGUUGUUAAAAGAGUAGGUUGAUAUGCUCUGCACUGCUGAAUUUUGUUUGCUGUGGCAUUGUAAGAAAAUAAAUAAAUAUUGUGAGCUAUAA